Messenger RNA from Salvia hispanica, 3133 nucleotides. Its product is annotated as DDT domain-containing protein DDR4-like. The record is from RefSeq and is a predicted model, not a curated record. Lineage: Eukaryota; Viridiplantae; Streptophyta; Magnoliopsida; Lamiales; Lamiaceae. Gene Ontology annotation, cellular component: RSF complex. Gene Ontology annotation, biological process: regulation of DNA-templated transcription.
CUCAGCCCUAAAUAGAAUUUAAUCCCAAUAAUUCAAUUCCUCUCCUCGUAGAUUUUGAUCCAAUUUCACCUUUUUCAACGCCAAAGUUUCACCCCUUUCGCCAAAAUCCCCGUAUUUACACAGCUAUAUUUGUUUUUACAAAAUCCGAUUCUCCUCAAAUUCCUGUCUCCUCUCUCUCCUUUCCCUUCUCUCUCUAAAAACUGAGGGGUGAAGAACCUACCGCAGCUCCAAAAACCCAUUAUUCACGUACCCCAGCAAUGAUUAUUAUGAUUGUCUGAUUUUGCCCCUUUUCACGUUUUGCAGCAAUCGCCUUCAUUAUUAUCGGUAUUGUUUGAUGAUUCGUGCAAAUUAUUGAGCUUGCUUUGGGAAAAACCCCAGCUUUAUUGUGCCCAUUUGGUUUGAAUCAACAUUCCUGGGCUGCUUCAAUGCAAGCCCUUGAUCUCCCAUGUAACCCAUCUCUUGAAGAUUCAUCCGCCAUGCCGGAGCAUUACUCGCCGAUCCACCACCACUCGCCGGAAAAUUCGGAGAAUCGAAAGUCCGGUGUCGAAAAUAACACCAAGGGCGAGGGUAUUAAGGAGACUAAUGUGAAGUCAGCUAGUGAAAAUAAUGGUAAUAGUAGUGUAGUAGCGAGGAGGGAGAGGCCGUCGAGGGCGUGCACGCAGAGGGCGGCAGCAAGGCUGCAGGCUGCAGCUGAGGCGGAGGCUACGGCGGAGGUGGAGAGGAAGAGGAAAAAGAAGAGGAAGGAGAGGUUAUCGGCGAGGCUGUUGAAGGAGGAUUCGGAGGAGGAGGAUGGUUAUAGGGAAGAGGAGGAGGAGGGCGGAGAGGAGGAGGAGAAUGGGGAGGAAGAAGGCUCUACUUCGUUGGCACAAUUGCCGAGUAGUAGGGCAGUUACACCUCUGGUCGGUGAGCCAGAGGCUUCGCAGCUGCCUCGGUGGAAUAUUCGGUCCAUGUGGCAGUUGGCUUCUAUUCUCAAUUUCUUGAAUGUAUUUAGGCCUCUAUUGAAUGUCAAGGUGGAGUUUUCAGCAGAGGAGUUUGAGACGGCCUUGAUUAAUCCAAAUAAUACGCUGGCUGAGAUACAUAUGCCAUUGUUAAAGGCCAUUCCUCCUAUUACCAGAAUGGCACUUAAUCAUGAUACUUGGAUUACUGUUCUAUGUAGAAAGCUGAGGGAUUGGUGGCACUGGGUUGCUGAAGGAGAUUUGCCGAUAGUUGCAUCACACAGGACCGAAAUUGAGGCAUACAACACACUUGAUCCUGGGAUGCGAGUGGUUAUUCUGAAGGCAUUAUGCGAUAUUCGGGUUGAGCAAGAAGAUAUACGGAACUACAUAGAUGAGUCAUUAAAACAUGGUGUUCAGCUCUCAAUAUUUCGCAAAGAACGCCUAGGGGGCGAUUCUUAUGGAGUCUCAUAUUGGUAUGAAGAUGAUCCCAUCAUUGGCCAUCGACUAUACAGAGAGAUUAGGAAUGUUGAGGUGAAAAAAGGAAGGGGAAGGAAUAUUCCACCUAUUCCUCAUUCAUCAUAUCAAUGGGAAGCAGUUGCCACUAAUUUAGAUGAAUUCCUGAUUGUUUCUGAGAAGCUCUUUUCAAGUAAAAAUAGAACCGAGGUGUCUGUUGGGAAGAAAUUGAAAAAUGUCAUGCUUCCUGAAAUUGAGAAGGUCCACAAGAUGAAGGAGAAACUGUUAAAGAAGCAACAUAGACAAGCACUUAUGCUUGAUAACAUGAUUGGCAUGGAUGGUAUGGCUGCCGGACGCUCUCUCCGUGAUAGAAAACCCGUGACCUAUACUUUUGAUGAUUAUGAUCGAUCAAUAAAUGAAGCUAUAAAGGUCACCAAGGCGAACAAGCAAUCACCCGAACCUUUUGAUGGAAGAGAUCCUCCUGUGAAACAUGAAUUUUCUCGAAAUGGUAGAUUGGAUGGCCCAUCACACCACUCUCAAAACCUCAAUUUCAGCGCUGUUUCUCCCAAAUCUCCUUACGAUGAUGAUGGCGAUGGUGAUGACGAUGAUGGAGAAUUUUAUGAAGAUCACAAAACUGAAACAUUAGACCGAGGUGAUCGCCGGAGGCAAAGGCCUGAACGUUAUUCAGUGAAUGAAUACGUAGAAGCAGUCUCAGAUGCUGAAGCAGAAUUUGACAGUGAUGAUGACAUAGUUGGGGAAGUGGUUUAUGAUGAUGAAUAUCUUAAAAGAAAGAAGCGAAGGAAGAUGUCAAGUAGCUCCGAAGGCGAUGAGGAGUACCACUGGGAUGAAGAAAAUCAUGAAGAGGAGGAAGAGGAGGAGGAAGAUGAUGUAUUAAGUUCCAGUGAGGAUAGUGAUGCGCCACCACGCCGAACCAGAGCAAUGCCCGGCCGAACUAGAAGGGAAACAAAACUGAGAUCAGUUGGUGACCUCCAGCCAGGUCUCAGACGAAGUAAAAGGGCCGCUCGUAUCAAUUAUAGACAAUAUGAGGUGUCUGAAUCUGACAAUGAACAAACAAAACCUGAGAAAUCGAAUGCGCCAGACGAGCCCUCAUACUCAAGUGGUGGUGACGCAGAGUUCUCAACCAGUAUCCAAGAUUCCGAUGAGAAAAUCAGUAACCAGGAGGACAUCCAGGAUAUCCAUGCCGAGCAUCAGCCUACUGAGGAGCAGCAACCAGAGGCGGUUGAGGAAAAGCCACCAAUUCCACCAGAACAAGAGAACCACAAAGAUGAAGAAGUUGAAGGGGUGAGCAAAAGACGUUUUCUUGAUCUUAAUGAACUUGCUCCAGGUUCUGGGUUCGACGAUGGUCCCAACUCAAUGAGAGACGAAGACAGAGAUGACUUCUGAGCAUCCCUUCUACCAAAAGAGAGGAGCAAAAGUUUUACCUUGAUGAGGCUGAUACGUCUGGUUGAUGAUUUUCGUGGCAGUCCAUUCCAUCUGUUAGAGAGUUCUUACUUGCCAAAACUCAAGCGACGUCCCUCUUGCAGUUUAUUUAUCUUUUCCUGCUGGGAGUGUCUUUUUGCUGAGAAGAUGGUGUGUAGAUUAAGUCGGUUCUACAUUAUGUUUUCACUUUUAAGAAAGAAAAGGCACGGAUGAGAAGUUCUGUUGGGAGUUCUUACUCUUCUGAUCGAGACGUUGUACAAUAGCUUAACUAAUAUUUGCAACAAAAGUAUUCGCUUUUUAUUAAA